ACACGAGUACUUUCUGUAGCAUGACCUGGUAUCUUGCUGCUCUGAGACUUUUGAUCUUAGUGGAGUGCUUUGCAAAGGAAAGGCUGGGGACGCAGAGGGAGCAGGCUGCUGGCCCGAAGAAUUAUUCUAGCAGACCUGGCUGCUUCCAGAGGCGCUGCUAAGCAUCCCUCUGAUAGUGCUGUGGUCCUGUGUGCGUGGAUCGGAUGCUGAACCCGCCAUGUCUGCGAGAUGUGCCUUUCUCCUGACAUGGUCUCCAAAGCAAGGUUAACUCUUCCACUAGGAAGGCGAGGAAGAGCUGAUGAAAUCCUUUCCUAUUUCUGGAGGGUCAGCCAAAGCUCUAAAAUGGUCUUGUGAAUUUUCAGUUCUGCAAUGUUUGAUCGGUUGAUCACGAUUGAUUCAGUUCUGAUCACGUUUGUUUUGUGUAGUAAGAUUCCUGCUUUGCAUGCGUUUAGGAUGGCUUGUGACAGAUAUUUUAUUCCUUGCUUUCAAAAAAAAAAAAAAAGGCUAUUUACGUGCCUGUGGUAAGCUGGUCAGCCGAGCUGGUUUCUCUUCUAAUACAACCUGAAGACAUAGCAUGUGACGGGAACUUUCUCUUCUCAACUGUGGGUCAAGUACUCUUUCAACACAACCCAGAACGCAAUCUUUUUAAAUUGACUGCCUGAGCAAUCAAAGGCUUUCUUUAAGCCAAGCAGAAAUAUGUAUUUAUUUUUCUCUAGUGUUUGGAAACGAGAAAUGAAAGACCUAUUCCCACUGCACGUGUGUUUAAUGGUUAAGCCUAUCUUAAAAGCUGCUCGAGAAACCUUGGGGAACAGAGCAUUUGUUAAUUGUGUCUUAUUAAUGCACUGCGAUGUGUCUAGGCUCUUUUUUUUCCCCCUUUCUAUUGUUAAUAUGAUUUAAUUAUAGUAAAGGAAAAAGAUAAGUGGGAUUACAUCAUUAGAGACUGUAAGAGAGGAGUGUUUUCUAUCCUAAAUAAUCCAUGACAAAACACGGAUGGCUUUCUAAUAACACAGCACAAACAUUGCUUGGCACUUGUUUUCCCGUCACUUCUGUACCAUUCCCAACGUUGUGUCGGCAGAGGUGAGAAAUGUGAGGAUCUGCAUAUCCUUGUGCCGCGUGGGAGGCUGUUCAGUUCCUUGUGGAGGGGUUGCCUGAGCGGGUUGGUAGCUUAGUCUUUGUUCAAUAUUCAGUCUUCAUUCAUUCCUCUGUGCCGCGGGGCUGGCAGCUGGAGCGCCCGUGUCCUGCUCACCUGGGGUCCUGGCGACAAGAGCUCUGCGUUAGCGUGGUCCAGGCUGUGAAUCCGUCGGCUGAGACACCCAAACUGUUUCCAGUUCAGCCCACGGCCCUCAGUAACGUGUUUUCUCUGAAGCUACUCCGUUGCGUGGCGUGCCAGCAGCUGCCAGCCAGCAGCGGCCAUCCCUGUGCGCCGGGUGCCUCUCUGCCAGGCUCUGCCCUCGCACCGUGCUGCCCAGCGAGCGGCUGGCAGCGCCGCGGCUUCUCCUGGCACCCACUGAAUUUGAAUUUGUGGUUUGCAUCUCCAAGAACUAAGCCUCACGUGGCAGGAUCUCCAGCCCUUCAGUGAUCACUCGAACUGGUUGUUUCCUCUUUGUGCUUCUCCUGGAUUUUUUCUUCCUCCCAUUUGCGGAAUAAAUAAAGAAGAGAGAUGAUUUUGGAAGUGGUUGUGUUGCUGGGCUGUGCUCUGGGCAUCAGCACGUUCCCCCUGGAAGAACCUGAAGAUGGAGGCAAGCACUGGGUGGUGAUUGUUGCAGGUUCGAACGGCUGGUACAACUAUCGACACCAGGCAGACGUGUGCCAUGCGUACCAGAUCGUACACCGAAAUGGAAUUCCAGAUGAACAGAUCAUUGUCAUGAUGUAUGAUGACAUUGCAGAUAAUGACGAGAAUCCCACAAAAGGCAUUGUCAUUAAUAGACCUAAUGGCACAGAUGUGUACGCUGGAGUGCCCAAGGACUAUACAAAGGAGGAUGUUACUCCAAAGAACUUUCUUGCUGUUCUUAGAGGGGAUGCUGAAGCAAUGAAAGGCGUGGGAUCAGGAAAAGUAUUGAAAAGUGGUUCCAAGGAUCAUGUAUUUGUUUAUUUCACUGACCAUGGAGCUCCAGGACUUCUAGCUUUUCCUGAUGAUGAUCUUCACGUGAAGGACUUGAAUAAGACUAUUUGGUACAUGUAUCAUCACAGGAAAUACCAAAAGAUGGUGUUUUACAUUGAAGCAUGUGAGUCUGGAUCUAUGAUGAAUCAUUUGGCUGAUCAUAUCAAUGUUUAUGCAACAACUGCUGCCAAUCCCAGGGAGUCUUCUUAUGCAUGUUACUAUGAUGAUGAAAGGCAGACUUAUCUUGGUGACUGGUACAGCGUGAAUUGGAUGGAAGAUUCAGAUAUGGAGGAUCUAAGAAAAGAAACGCUCCACAAGCAGUUUCAGCUAGUGAAGAAACGUACCAACACCAGCCAUGUGAUGCAGUAUGGAAACAAGAGUAUCUCCUCUAUGAAAGUGAUGCAGUUUCAGGGCAUGGGGAAGAAAGCUGCCCCCAUUUCACUGCCACCUGUAGAACACUACGACCUGACACCUAGUCCUGAUGUGCCUCUUGCUAUCAUGAAACGGAAGCUGAUGGCUACCAAUGACAUGUAUGAGGCUAAGAAGAUUGCUGCAGAGAUGAAAACACACCUGGAGGCUAAAGAAUUUAUCAAGGAAUCCAUGCGGAAGAUCAUUACCCUAAUAACAGGAUCAAGGGAACAGACCAACCAAAUUCUGUCAGACAGAUUGACCAUCAGCAAUUAUGACUGCUACCAGUCAGCGGUGAACCACUUCAAAGCUCAUUGCUUCAACUGGCACUCUCCCUUGUAUGAGUAUGCCCUGAGACAGCUGUACGCCUUGGUCAACGUCUGUGAAGGAGGAUACCCCAUUGACAGAAUAAGCUUGGCCAUGGAUCAAGUGUGCCGUGGAUAUUGACGGAAACAGCAGCCUUGCAGUGCAACCCUUACUGCAAGUGGUAACUUUUCAUAACUGUAAUAAUCCAGGCUUCACAUGCAUGUACCACGAAGAGAGUCAGCCACUGUCCUGGAGCUGUGCUGGGAGCUGAGGCCACACGCAGUACAGCACUUGUCAGCACUCUCCCCCGCAUCCCCACCUGCCACCAGCCCGGCGGUUUGGCAGAGCCUUUUUUGUCAGACCACGCGGAGCUUCAAGAUGGAUGAUUUGUUUUGAAGUGUGAUGCUCUAAGAAUCUCUGGAUGAACACUACAAGCCACCAACAGUGAUUUGAAAUCCAUGCGAAAUUUAAACAUUGACUCAAGUUUUGGAAAACAAAGUAUACUAUUGCUAAGCAUUACCUUUUUUUUUUUUUUGAUGAUGUUAAUGAAUUCAUUACAGUGACUAAUUUACAGUUUGAGUGAAGAAACCAAAGUUUGUUCUCUAAGCUUUAACUCCUUAACAGUUUAAAGAAGUGUAUUGCAUUCAAGAACUAUCAAAUGUUAACAGCACAGUUCAACUGUGAAUAGCAAGAACCUUUUUGGGUAGAAAGCAUUGUUUCCCAAAGAAAAACCACAAGUAUCUAAUGCUGUAAAUAGAGUGCCAGUAUGCUAUAAUUAAAUGUAUUUACACACAAACCUCAUACAGUUCAGGAAUUGUCUGUGAAUAAAAAUAAAGUUGGCAGUUUCAUCAACCUA
This is a messenger RNA of Cygnus atratus (black swan), 3671 nucleotides long. It is a transcript of the gene LGMN, whose product is annotated as legumain. The transcript has 15 exons. Gene Ontology annotation, biological process: vacuolar protein processing. The coding region runs from base 1661 to 2956 and encodes 431 amino acids. Gene Ontology annotation, molecular function: cysteine-type endopeptidase activity. The record is from RefSeq and is a predicted model, not a curated record. Lineage: Eukaryota; Metazoa; Chordata; Aves; Anseriformes; Anatidae.